This is a messenger RNA of Gongylonema pulchrum, 969 nucleotides long. NCBI's taxonomy places the organism in Eukaryota, Metazoa, Nematoda, Chromadorea, Rhabditida, Gongylonematidae. The record is from the annotation of a GenBank genome assembly.
AUGGAGUGGAAAGUCAAGGUGCUGUUGGGAAGUCGAUCUCUGCCAGUGUUUCGUAAAGACUAUGCUACCAAAUUUUAUUUCCCUCGUUUUUUUCGUUUCCAAAAAUGGGAAAAUGAAGUUAAGCAAAAGACAAACAGUCGUGAACCUUCGUAUCGUUACAUAACAGUACGGGAGAGUAUUGAUGCGAUUCGGCAACGACUCAAUGAGCAGCAACAAACGAACGCUGCCUGCUCUUGUCAAACUGCACCCGCGGGCACUAGGCCAAUUCGGGAACACUAUUACUCAUCAAUUGGUGGCGGAAGCGACUAUGAGACGUUGAAUUCCGAAGCUGCAAGCGGCAAUGCUUGCAUUACUGUUGAUGAAGAAGGAGCGCCGAGGCCGCCUACUUCUCCAAUUCCUGUGCGCACAAAUGUCGAAGAAGACGGAAAUUCUAUCUCGCCAUCAUUUUCAGGUUGUGCUCGAACAGCGAAUUUUGGCAGUAGCUACAGUACCACUACAGAAAAAAUUCGACAACUCCGAUCGAACUUUUUUGACCCAGAACUAAAACUGCCGAAAGAAUUGGAGCAUGCACCUUCAUCCGGCCGUCAUUUCGAACCUCCUAAAAAGGCGUUAAAUAAACAGUUGACUUUCGGGACUAAUGACUGGAAGACGAAUCCGGCGAGCAGUAGCUUCUGCACAAUCCAUCGGUCGGUCGAGGGCACCAGCUCAACGAGAACUAGGAAUCUGACAUUUCGCAGCGCAUCUUUUUCCAGUGAUUUCCCAGCAUUUAGACAAAAACUGCGUAACCAUUUUGGUCACAGAAGUGCUCCCGGUGAUUCGCGGUCACGGAGUUUUCAUGGUUCAAACAUUUUUGCGUCAAAACGGCUCAGUUCGGAGGAGCUGAUGGGUCGGAAUGAUGUUGUGCUUGCUGUUUGUGAAAUGGACGAUGGACAUUCGUCUGGUUUAACAAUGUGUCAGAAUGAAAAUCAA